Messenger RNA from Neurospora hispaniola, 593 nucleotides. RefSeq lists its product as uncharacterized. NCBI's taxonomy places the organism in Eukaryota, Fungi, Ascomycota, Sordariomycetes, Sordariales, Sordariaceae. The transcript is spliced from 3 exons. The record is from RefSeq and is a predicted model, not a curated record. Bases 162 to 476 code for a protein of 104 amino acids.
GUUCUUUCAGCAUGCACAUGGCGCGCUCCCCUCCUCGGGGGCCUUUGUCUCGUUAUCCUCAUGUCUUUUGAUUCCCUCAAGCUUGAUACCUAGGUAGUCAAUGAUAGCUGAGGAGAUCCGUCUUACCUUACGUCAUCGUACCUAUACUGUAGGCGCUAGCUAUGUACGCAUGCACAGAGCAUUCCGUCCACACACGCAAGAGGCCUUUUCAAUGUCCAUCAAGAUCCAGUUAUCAAAGUCACCCGGAAGCAACCGACACGCCGAUUUCGCAGGCUAUGGUAAACCCAAAAGGAGUCAUCUCAGGCCAGGUCGUGACACGCCGCUCGCCUGAUCCGCGGCUGGCUGAGAAUUGUCCUAUGGCAGACAAGCAAAAGCGAGACCAACCACAGCCCCAGGAAGAAGAACAAGGCAAGGGGGUUUCAGUCAGCUGCUGGCUGCAUGUGCAUUGUCUCUUAUCCCGCCGUCUGGGCGGGUGACAGUCCGGCAUAUCAUGUGGGUUGCUGGAGUUACGCAUCGAAAAGGGAGGUGGGGUUUGUUUAGUCGACUUCGGGGGUUUGCGGCAACGCCUGGCUCAUGUGGCUCUGGAACUGUUU